AUGGCCACGCUCAUCAUCGAUCGUCUCAACGACGAUAUUCUCCUCCUCAUCCUCUCCUAUCUCGAAAAGCGAGACCUCUGCGCCUUGUCGCUCACCUGCAAACACUGCCAUAUGAUUUCCUCUCCAAGACUCUGGGCAGUCCUUUCGAUAGACCGGGCCUUCUUCGUCUCCUGGUGGCAUGAGAAUCUCGUCACCAACGCCCAUUAUGUCCGUGAGAUGGCGAUCUGUGUCGACCUCGACAGUGCACCGACGCUCCCUGAUGUCUUGUUUGCAACCAAGAACAUCGUUUCCCUCGAGUUAUUCCGUUCGGCUCUCCUCCAUGACAACCCACGUCUUUCUAUGGCUCUCGCAGGCCUGCGCGAGCUCCGGAAACUCUCUUGCGAUUCGGUCGAGGACAACAUGCUGCCGACGAUCCAAAACAUCCCCUCUCCCAAUCUCACGAGCCUCUGUCUAGGCUAUAAAGGGAGAACACACGCUUGCGACGACCUCCCCUCCCUCAUCUCCGUAAUCAGAUCCUUCCCUCGUCUGUAUGCUCUGAUUCUAGAGCGCUUUAAGCCGGCCACCAUCGACAUCGCCAACUACCCGCUAUUCACCUCCAUCCAGGAUCUCACCUUCAAUGUCACCGGGCUCGCGGCGACAGAUCUCAUUUAUCUCUGUCCCAACGUCACCUCCCUGAGACUUAGUCUCUAUCAUCCGCACAAAACGGGCGCUCUCGAAUCCCGACCGAGAUGGCGUGGGCCCUCGCCGAUCCCUCGACUCACCCUCACAAUUCUGCACAUGCAUGCCAGAAACCUCAUAGUCUCGUUGCUGGAACGGCAAGCCUUGCGCGCGACACACGUUCGAUUCCCCAUGGUCUGGAAUUUCACCCAGGAUGGUAUCUCGACCACACAUUCCCGAUUCACGCGCAUCUUCGACGUGCUAAAGCCGUACUCCCUCUACCUGGAGAUAUCAGCAACAUGGCAUGCCAAGCUGUCUGAUCGCACGGGAACCCUCUGGCAAGAGGUCGCCGCAGCCGCCCCGCACCUGCGCGCGCUCGUGCUCGAUGUGAACUCAGUCGACGACAGCCACCCCGACGGCGAGGGACAGCGGUUAUGGGCGCCCCCGGACGCGCUCGUGGCGGAGCUCGCCCAGCUCCCGCUCGUCUGCGUUCAUCUCAAGGCGGACCUUGAAUUGUUGGAACGGAAGGGGGACGCGGAUCUCCUACGCCUCCGCGCGCUCGCCGCGUUCCCCAGGGAGCUCGCUGAAGCCGUUCCCACACUGCGUGUCGUGGGCGUAUCGGAUGGGUGGGGCCGGUUGGAGGGCGUACGAUCGACGCGGUGGUGGUGCGUCGAGCGCGGCGACGGCGACGACGCGGCGGCGCGGUCGCUGGUCGAGCUCUGGCGCGAGGACGGGGAGUGGGCGCUGCGGCUUGUGCAGAACGAGGCGUUUUGUGCGUCCGAUCUUGACGGCAUCUAUUCGGAGAAGCGCCGCUACGUGGGGGAGUAA
Molecule: messenger RNA, 1485 nt
Organism: Epithele typhae
Lineage: Eukaryota; Fungi; Basidiomycota; Agaricomycetes; Polyporales; Epitheliaceae
Exons: 3
Coding region: 1-1485 (494 amino acids)
Molecular function (GO): protein binding
Source: RefSeq, a predicted model, not a curated record